AGAGAUAAAGAGACAGAGAUAAAGAGACAUACCAGGAGAUGGAAAGAAGAAGAGAGAAAGGAGAGAGAGAGGGAGAGGGAGAGAGAAGGAGAGAAAGAGAAAGAGAGAGAGAGAGAGAGAGAGAUAAGAGAGAUAAGGAAGAGAGAAAGAUAUAGAGAGAUAAAGGAGAGACGUGAAGAGAGAAACAAAAAGAGAGAUCAAGAAGAGAAGGAAAGAGAGAGAAGGAGAGAAAAGGAUAAGAUCACAAGAGAGAGAGAGAGAGAGAGACGGAUGACGAGAGAGUGA
Sycon ciliatum is the source of this 285-nucleotide messenger RNA. RefSeq lists its product as uncharacterized. NCBI's taxonomy places the organism in Eukaryota, Metazoa, Porifera, Calcarea, Leucosolenida, Sycettidae. The transcript has 5 exons. The record is from RefSeq and is a predicted model, not a curated record. The annotation marks the transcript as partial.